This is a messenger RNA of Seminavis robusta, 973 nucleotides long. Lineage: Eukaryota; Bacillariophyta; Bacillariophyceae; Naviculales; Naviculaceae. The record is from the annotation of a GenBank genome assembly.
AUUCCAGAACAUGACAUACGUUGUACAGUGCUCACAUUCGUAAAGAAUCGCUCAGUUUGCGGUUGACAUUUGUUUCUUCUGAGGUUUAUUUUUGAAAAAUCGAAAUACCAUGAGAAUUUUGUUGUUGUCGGCUCUUCUUUCCAGUGCGCUUGCCUUUCAGGCUCCAGCCCACCCCCAAUUUCGACCGACCGCAUUGAAUGCCCAAAAUGGUCCAAGUUUGCUGGAUUCGAUCACUUCCCCGUUCAGCAAGACCACCAAGGAUGAAGCUGCUGUCACGUCGACACCAACGUUAACACAAAAGGAACAAUUGCCGGAAAUGUCAUUGGAGUUUUUGGACGAUCAGGAGGAAUCACCAUCGUCCUCUUUUUCCUAUGCCACAUUUGCACAAGAAAAUCCAUUUGCCAACAACAUUAUGAUUGCCACAUUCAAAACUGCCGCAGCGGAUCUCUUGGCACAAACCGUCAUUGCCCAAACGCCGUUGGAUGCCAUUGACUGGCAACGCAGUUUUCUCUUUUGUGCCUUUGGAGCCACCUAUUUGGGAGGAUUCCAGUAUUUGUAUCAAGUCAAUAUUUUCAAAAAGCUAUUUGAUGUGGACAAGUUCACGUCGCAGAGUUGGGGUGACAAGUUGCAAGAUAAGGAAGGCCUAAAAGCAUUGGCGGCACAAACCGCGCUCGAUCUUGGCGUUCUGACCGCAAUCUACCUACCCACGUUUUACAUUUUCAAGGCCAGUGUCUUUACCGGGUCCCUGGAUCCAUCCGUGUGGGUGCAUACCGGAAUUGACAAUUAUCAAACCAAUUUUGCCAAGGAUGAAUUUGACCUGAUUCGGGUGUGGUUGCCAGCCGAUCUGGUCUGCUUUUCGGUGCCACUGUACUUGCGAUUACCCGUGCGACACGUAGUGAGCUUUGUUUGGACGGCCUACUUGUCAUUUUCCCGGGGUGGACAUUGAAUACGCUGCCAAACCUCAUGAGCCCAA